AUGUCUGAUAGAUUCAAUUCACUAAUUCCACCUACUGCUGCCACCAACGUUUACAAAGACGAAUGUGCAUACUCAUUUGAUACUCCAUUUUCUUCUGAUGGCCUCGAUGUGUGCCUUUCCUGUUUUCGUGGCUCGUCACCGCGCCCAGCUGCAAACUAUACCAGAGCUCACGCCGAUGCUUUUGGCCACCGGGCGUUUCUCAACAUUCGUAAAGUCCUGAAGAAACGUGCGCGCGAACCGUCGCCUAAAAAAAUCACCAAGCUUGUUGUACGCGAAGAUCGCGAAGAAGACGUCUACGAUACAAUGACAUCUGUCAAGUACUUGAAUGAGACCGAGGAGGAAGAAGUUACUGACCCUAACUCAAUACCUAAUCUUAAGCGUGUUGUGGAUGGAGUUCUAAAUGCUAUUUCUGCAAGUCAAAAACAAGAUGCGCUUGAGUGGCGACCCGAAGUUUCAGUAUGUCCUCAUACAAUGGAUCUCGAGCAGGGACCUGCAUCGACUGUGGCCAUAGAUACAAAACAUUGCUCGCAGUGCGACCUUACAGAAAAUCUUUGGCUGUGCUUGACUUGCGGCGCACUUAACUGUGGUCGCAACCAAGUCGGUGGCGCUCCGGGUAACGGCCACGGUCUUGUUCAUACAGCCUCCUCGGGCCAUCCUGUUGCUGUCAAGCUCGGCAGUAUUACACCCGAUGGAUCUGCAGAUGUUUAUUGUUAUUCAUGCGAUGAUGAAGUCAAGGAUCAUCACUUGGCUGCUCAUCUGGCCCAUUUUGGCAUCCGCCUUGCUGACACCGAAAAAACCGAAAAGAGUUUGACAGAACUCCAACUCGAGCAAAAUGUCAAAUGGGACUUUGGUCUGCAAUCUGAGACGGGCGAAGAACUUGUCCCAGUAUUUGGACCUGGGCUUACUGGUCUUAAGAACCUCGGCAACAGUUGCUAUUUGUCAUCUGUUGUUCAAUGUCUGUUUGCACUUCCACGUUUUGCCAAUGCAUACUAUCACCCCGGCACUAUGCAGAAGAUUGUGGACGCACCUGAACACAAUCUUGAAAUACAACUAAUUAAGCUAGCGGAUGGAUUAUUGUCUGGACGAUAUUCGGUUCCCGACCCAGCAUUGAGUGACGAUAAGCCCACUCAACAUGGCCUUGCGCCGGCCAUGUUUAAGCGGCUUGUUGGUGAAGGAAACUCUGAGUUUUCUUCAAUGCGUCAACAAGAUGCCUUUGAAUUUUGGACAUAUCUUGUGGGUAAAAUUCAAAAAAUAAAGCAGGAGGAGGAUCCCACAAAGGCUUUCCAGUUUAAGGCAGAACAACGUCUAGAGUGCACUUCGUGUCACAAAGUUCGCUAUAAUACUACGAUCCAAGAAGCUCUUUCGCUUCAUGUCCCCGUACGCCGAGUCAGCGACGAAGAGUUUGAACCUGUGAUUGUGCAAGAGCUGUUUGACAAUCUGACCCGGACUGAACAUGUGGAAUAUCAGUGCAAGACAUGUCAGGGCAAAACUUCUACCAAGAAGACUAGUUUUGCAACUUUCCCUGAGGUGCUUGUGCUCAAUGCUCAGCGAUUUGAAAUUAUCAAUUGGGUUCCUACUAAGCUCGAUAUUGCUGUAUCUGUUCCUGGUGACGAAAUUUCUCUUGACAAAUAUAAAGCUCCCGAACAUCCUGAAGGCGAAGAUGUUGAAACCGAAGAGGACAACGCUAAGGAGCCUGCAUUUACUGCAGAUCCUGAAGGAAUUGAAUUUCUUACGUCUAUGGGCUACCCCAUAGUGCGUGCUGAAAAGGCUCUUUACCAUACCAAGAAUGAUCUCGAAGCCUCUGUCAAUUGGAUUCUUGAGCAUAUGGACGAUGCAGAUAUUGACGUCCCGUUAUCACUAACCGGAUCUAAACCCGCUGUUGACGAGGAACAAGUCGAGCAGCUUACGGCCAUGGGGUUUACACCCAAUGCUGCUCGUAAGGCUCUUCGUGUGAGUGCUGGCAAUAAUGAAGCUGCCGUGGAGUGGCUCUUUUCUAACCCUGAUGACCCUGGUGAGUCUGUUGCUGAGCAAGCUUCAGAGGUUGAAGAACCCGCUGUCGACGAAAAUGUUGGUUCUGGCGAUCUUCCUGCUAAGUAUGUUUUGCGCGCAGUGGUUUGCCAUAAGGGCAAGAGUGUGCAUGCUGGACACUAUGUUGCAUUUGUGCGUAAGCCUGUACCUGAUCCCGCAACCGGUGCCACCACUGAACAAUGGGUUUUGUUCAAUGACGAAAAGGUUCUUGCAACAGCAGCAGAUGCAGAGGAAAUGAAGAAGUUUGCCUAUGUUUAUGUGUUUGAACGUGCUAAUUGA
Molecule: messenger RNA, 2307 nt
Organism: Magnusiomyces paraingens
Lineage: Eukaryota; Fungi; Ascomycota; Dipodascomycetes; Dipodascales; Dipodascaceae
Exons: 1
Coding region: 1-2307 (768 amino acids)
Biological process (GO): protein deubiquitination
Cellular component (GO): nucleus; cytosol
Molecular function (GO): zinc ion binding; protein binding; cysteine-type endopeptidase activity
Source: RefSeq, a predicted model, not a curated record